CAGUGGCACUCCUCCCUACACGAGCUGCUACUGCUACCACAAGUACCCUCCCACCCCUCCUCCGCCGCCUCCACUCCACUCCUCGCUGGUUCGACCCCUAUUACCUAUUAAUUAAUCCAUAUCCCACCCAACCCUGCAUCCGUUUUCUUUUCGUCGCUUCUCCCUCGCCGCCCUGUAUGUUGGCUUCCCAAUGUUGUCCAUGCAGAACCUGUCGCCCUCGUUGCAGAAUCCACCCUCGCCCGUCGUGAAUGACCAUAGCGCCGUCGGACCGUUCCGCUUCACCUCGCUCUCCACUUUGAACAACUCCACCAGCAAUCCUUUUCACCACCACCACAACAACCCCUACCCGGGCGGUAGUGCCGUCGAAAGCCCUUCUUCCUCAGAUGACUCCCCCUCGCGAGACGACUCCGCCGACGAUGCUGCCGACAACCUGGUGAGCGGUUGGUCGCGGGACGCUCUAUCCCCCGAGGAGCCUUCAGAAUGCGUCGCGAAUCCGAGCAAACCUCUGCCUCGUCGGCAACGUCAGCGACGUCGGCAACUUUUGGCUUCACUGUCAUCAACGCGACCGAUGUGAUGGACGCCGACUCCCCCGAAAUGAUUCCCAAGAUCGAGGAGCUGGAGGAAGAGGGCGACGGGCUGCUGAAAGCGGGGGAGGACCGUACCGUCGACGAGGUAUCCACAACCGUCGUGAGUCUACCACGGAAACGAGGCCGACCGCGCAAACAUCCGUUGCCUGUACCAGGGGGCCAGGUCAAGAUUGCCAAGGGCCGCUCCAAGACCGGAUGUAUCACUUGUCGACGACGGAAGAAGAAGUGCGACGAGACGAAACCAGCCUGUCUGAACUGCCAGAAAAACGCCGUCGUUUGUGAGGGGUAUCCACCCAAGGAGAUCUGGAAGAGCGGCAAACAGAAGCUAGAGGAUGGUACGAUUCUUAUAUCCAGCUCUAGGCCCAGUUCUUUUUCGCUGGUGAAUUUGGCUAAUGCAAGCCCAACAGUACGGCGAGGUUCAAUGUCGCUUCUGCCAAAAGGUCUACCCAUCUUGAUCGAUGGGAUUGAAACUGAAAUCGAUCGCCGCUUCCUCGACCAUUUUGUCUUCGAAUUCAGCCGCGUGCUCACCCUCAUCAACGAUGAUUCCAAUCCCUUCAAAGAGAUUCUCCUUCCCAUGGCCACCCAACACCGAGGCUUGAUGCAUUCAUUGAUGUGCCUGUCUGGCUCCCACUUGUCCGCCCGAGAUCCAGAGCCUCGUUUCAAGGAGAGAAAGCACUAUCAUUUCGAUUGCGCCAUCACAGACCUCAGGGAAAGUAUCAACGCGGCCCCUGUCGCCGAUAAUUCCAACCAAGACCCCCAAUUGUUAGUAGAGGAUCCCAUCAUCGCCUCCACGCUAGCCUUGUGUCUCAACACCAUUUGUGAGGGGGAGACUAGUGGAGAGUACCGAUCUCAUAUGGAUGCAGCUCGCUAUCUUCUAGUCACCCAGAAGCCCAAGAACGAGAAAUUCAGGCAAUUCAUCGUUGAGUUCUUCCAGUAUCACGACGUUUCCAAUUCAAUCACCUCUCUCGAUAGACGACCUCUACCACUGGAUGGCGAAAUCCGCUUACCCGACUUUGUUCCCCAUGCACAGGCCGGCACCUUCUUAGGCAUCUUCGAUGGCUUAUUCAACCACAUCUCGGAAAUUACUCGGUUACGGGAUCGGAUCCGGCAACGACACAGUGUAGGAUAUGAACCGGCCGUGGACUACCAGACUCUAAGCGAAGCGGUGGCGAUUGACUCGGCUCUGCGUGUGUGGGAACCGACAUAUACCCCGGAAACCCCCAACUGGUACGCCUCGCAGCUAUAUCGUCAGUCGACUUGGGUCUACCUUUAUCGAACGAUCCGCCCCUCUCGACCUAGCGAGAAGAUCUCGCAGGUGGUUGAUGAUGCCCUCAAAUACUUGGACCUGUUGCCCCCGGAUGCCGGAGCAUUCAGUAUCAUGCUUAUGCCAUUAUUCCUCGUUGGCUGUUCUGCCUUCGAACUCCACCAGCGCGAGAGGAUUAAGAAAGGCUUUGAUUCUAUGAAAGAGUACUCCUUUCUACGAAAUAUCGAGCCAGCCCUUAAGGUUGUCGAACGCGUAUGGGAAGUCAUGGAUACAAAAAUGGAGGACAGCUGGGACUGGGAGAAGAUUAUUAACGAGAUGGAGAUGGAUUUCCUGAUCACUUGAAAGGAAAUCGACACAAUUGAAUUCGCCAUUAUGAUAAUGGCUAUGGGAUACGGGUCUACGAUUGAGCGUCUGGUGCAUUGCAUGGCAUAGGGUGUGGUUUUCUUUGUUUCAUUAUUC
Molecule: messenger RNA, 2310 nt
Organism: Talaromyces proteolyticus
Lineage: Eukaryota; Fungi; Ascomycota; Eurotiomycetes; Eurotiales; Trichocomaceae
Product: fungal-specific transcription factor domain-containing protein
Exons: 2
Coding region: 481-2193 (570 amino acids)
Biological process (GO): positive regulation of transcription by RNA polymerase II
Cellular component (GO): nucleus
Molecular function (GO): zinc ion binding; transcription cis-regulatory region binding; DNA-binding transcription factor activity, RNA polymerase II-specific
Source: RefSeq, a predicted model, not a curated record